Molecule: messenger RNA, 1338 nt
Organism: Penicillium nucicola
Lineage: Eukaryota; Fungi; Ascomycota; Eurotiomycetes; Eurotiales; Aspergillaceae
Exons: 5
Coding region: 1-1338 (445 amino acids)
Biological process (GO): transmembrane transport
Cellular component (GO): fungal-type vacuole membrane
Molecular function (GO): transmembrane transporter activity
Source: RefSeq, a predicted model, not a curated record
AUGCUCGAAUCCACUACGCCGUCGUCCAGCGGCAGCCAGCAAGAUGAAGAGAAGACCAUAGAGGCUCCCAUCUCUGAGAGCCCUGUCAUGGACUCACCUCUCCCACCAGAGGGUGGCCUUCGAGGUUGGCUAUGCUGUGCUGGUGGCUCCCUCGUCCCUCCAACCUCAAGCUUUAUGCCCGAGUCUUAUGCUGACCUAAAUAGCAUUGGUAUAUUCCAAAGCACCUAUCAAGAGACCCUCUUGAAGGACUACACCUCUUCAGACAUCUCAUGGAUCUUUACUAUCCAGCUUGCUCUUAUCUGGGCUCCUGGUUCCCUAUUCGGUCGCAUAGUAGAUACCUAUGGACCGCGCCCGGUCAUGCUUCCGUGUACCGUGCUUUGCCUCUUUUCACUGUGCAUGACGAGUCUUGCCACUGAAUACUAUCAGAUUAUCUUGGCGCAAGGAAUCGGGUUUGGACUUGGAGCUGGAGGUAUUUUCACCACCAGCUUGGUCUGCGUGGGCCAGUGGUUCGUCAAGCAGCGAGGUCUUGCUAUGGGAAUUACUGUUGCGGGUAGUAGUAUUGGGGGUGUUAUAUUCCCAUUCUUCCUUCGACUUGUUAUGGAAGAUGUGGGAUUCAAUGGCAUGGUACGCUACACGGCAUUGUUCAUAGGCAUUGCUUUGGUCGGCGCCUUCUUUCUUAUCAGCGCGCGCCUGCCCCCAAAGAAAUGGGACUCAAAUGUGGCGUGGUUUGACUUUAAGCUGUUCAAAAACCGAGGCUUUGCUUUCUAUUGUCUUGGCUCCUAUUUUGUGAUGUGGGGAUUAUGGGCUCCGUUCGAUUAUCUUCCCAGCAUGGCCCAAAUGUCAGGAAUGUCGGAUUCUCUGUCCCUGUACCUGAUUGCUAUUGUGAAUGCUGCUUCACUAUUCGGAAGAAUUAUCCCGGGGCACAUUGGCGACAAGGUGGGAUAUUUCAAUGUCAUAACGGGGUCCGCCUUCUUCAGCUGUGUGGCGAUCCUCUGUUUAUGGCUGCCUUUUGAUUACCAUUCUUCGAAUGCCGGUCUCAUCGUCUUUGCUGCUACUUAUGGCUUCUUCAGUGGCGCGUUCGUCAGUAUCAUGAUCCCAUGUUGCGGAAAGUCAGGCACUCUUGAGACUUUGGGAAGACAGAUUGGUACAUAUCAGGGUGUGAUAGCUGUCUCCACUCUUACUGGCCUGCCGAUCAUGGGAGCCAUCUUGGGAAGGCAGCAUGAUUCAACUUACAUGGGCAUGCAAGUAUUUGCCAUUGUGACCAUGUUCCUUGGCGCCCUGUUCCUCCUGUUCUCUCGCAAUGUUCUGGCUGCGGCUCACGGAACAUGGAGAUACUGA